AUGUUUCAAAUAUUUAUCACAAACAUAUAUAUUCAAAUAAGUGAACUUGUCAAUUCGAUAAAAACAGUGAAAACAUUAACUCCAUCAUCAUCAUCAUCAUCAUCAUCAUCAUCAUCAUCAUCAUCAUCAUCAUCAUCAUCAUCAUCAUCAUCAUCAUCAUCAUCAUCAUCAUCAUCAUCAUCAUCAUCAUCAUCAUCAUCAUCAUCAUCAUCAUCAUCAUCAUCAUCAUCAUCAUCAUCAUCAUCAUCAUCAUCAUCAUCAUCAUCAUCAUCAUCAUCAUCAUCAUCAUCAUCAUCAUCAUCAUCAUCAUCAUCAUCAUCAUCAUCAUCAUCAUCAUCAUCAUCAUCAUCAUCAUCAUCAUCAUCAUCAUCAUCAUCAUCAUCAUCAUCAUCAUCAUCAUCAUCAUCAUCAUCAUCAUCAUCAUCAUCAUCAUCAUCAUCAUCAUCAUCAUCAUCAUCAUCAUCAUCAUCAUCAUCAUCAUCAUCAUCAUCAUCAUCAUCAUCAUCAUCAUCAUCAUCAUCAUCAUCAUCAUCAUCAUCAUCAUCAUCAUCAUCAUCAUCAUCAUCAUCAUCAUCAUCAUCAUCAUCAUCAUCAUCAUCAUCAUCAUCAUCAUCAUCAUCAUCAUCAUCAUCAUCAUCAUCAUCAUCAUCAUCAUCAUCAUCAUCAUCAUCAUCAUCAUCAUCAUCAUCAUCAUCAUCAUCAUCAUCAUCAUCAUCAUCAUCAUCAUCAUCAUCAUCAUCAUCAUCAUCAUCAUCAUCAUCAUCAUCAUCAUCAUCAUCAUCAUCAUCAUCAUCAUCAUCAUCAUCAUCAUCAUCAUCAUCAUCAUCAUCAUCAUCAUCAUCAUCAUCAUCAUCAUCAUCAUCAUCAUCAUCAUCAUCAUCAUCAUCAUCAUCAUCAUCAUCAUCAUCAUCAUCAUCAUCAUCAUCAUCAUCAUCAUCAUCAUCAUCAUCAUCAUCAUCAUCAUCAUCAUCAUCAUCAUCAUCAUCAUCAUCAUCAUCAUCAUCAUCAUCAUCAUCAUCAUCAUCAUCAUCAUCAUCAUCAUCAUCAUCAUCAUCAUCAUCAUCAUCAUCAUCAUCAUCAUCAUCAUCAUCAUCAUCAUCAUCAUCAUCAUCAUCAUCAUAUUUUUAG
Molecule: messenger RNA, 1128 nt
Organism: Schistosoma intercalatum
Lineage: Eukaryota; Metazoa; Platyhelminthes; Trematoda; Strigeidida; Schistosomatidae
Source: the annotation of a GenBank genome assembly